CGGGGCGUCGGCGGGUGCCGGCGGGGCGGGGAGCGGGCGCUGAGCGGAGCCGCCUCCCUCCUCCCGGCCCCGCCAUGGCUCCGUCCUGCCGGCGCAGCAAGGGCCGGCUCGGCCGGGGGGACGAGGACUGCAGCAGCCGGCGCGGGGACAGGAAGGCCCGGAAGCCGCUGGUGGAGAAGCAGCGGCGGGCGCGGAUCAACGAGAGCCUGCAGGAGCUGCGCCUCAUCCUAGCGGACGCGGAGGUGCAGAGCAAGCUGGAGAACGCGGAGGUGCUGGAGCUGACGGUGCGGCGCGUGCAGCGAGUCCUGCGGAGCCGCGCGCGCGCAGGGAGCGACGCCGACACGCUGCUGCAGCGCGAAGCCAGCGAGCGCUUCGCGGCCGGCUACAUCCAGUGCAUGCACGAGGUGCACAGUUUCGUGUCCGCCUGCCCCGCCAUCGACGCCGCCCUGGCCGCGCAGCUGCUCAACCACCUGCUGGAGUCCAUGCCGCUCAGCCCCGCCGCGCCAGCCCCCGCGCCCUGGCCCGCCCCGCGCCGCGCCGCCCCUAGCGAAGAGACUUGCUCGGAUGCGGAGGAGCCCGAGGCCGAGCCAGGGCGCACCGAGCCGGACCUCGCCCGGACGCGCCCGCCCGCCGCCGCCACGCCCAAGUCCAUGUGGAGGCCGUGGUGACCCGGGCGCCCCCGGGGCCGAGCGUGCGUGCGUGUGUGUGUGCGUGCAUCUGUACACGGGGGGGGGGGGGGGUGUAUAGAGCUGUUUGUGUAGGCAGUGAGUCUACCUGGACGUGCCUGUCCAGACCAGGUUUCAGGACACCUGUGGCACUCUUACACUGUCGAAGCCUGACAGGUUAAUAGGGACAUGUGUUACUAGUGUGUGUGGUGGGGCUGAUCUCCUGUAACUUGGGGGAUGUAGGGAUGCCCCACAAAGGGUGCUACUGUUUUUUUCUAUAGCAAAGCUCCUGUGUGGAUGCGCAGCUAAACUUCCUAGCCCUGUCUGUCUGUCUCUGUCUUUUUAACUUUCCUUCUGGGCCCUUAUAAAUGGCUCAAAUCUUACUACCUUUUUUCUGUUAAAGAAAGGGCCUUGCCUGUGUUGAACUUUGGGGGCUGACUGGCAGAGAAGGAUAGGACAUGUGUGUGCAUGCACAGUUUGAAGAUAGAGAUCCCUGAAAGGGAUUGACAUGUUUAGGAUCCUGCUUGUUAGCCCUCUAGCCUCUUGCCUUCAGUGAAGGCUGAGCAAACUAGAAAAGCAGCUGGAGUUAGAUGAAGAUUUAAAAGACUGGUGGCAGGGUGCCUUUUUAGAACUGCACAUUUUGCUUUUAGCACACUUGGAGUUUAUCACGACUGUCUGUAUAUUAGGGUAUCAAAUGUUUUAUUUUUAUUUUUUUUUAAAUAAAAAAAAUACAUGCAAUCAAUUGGGUAUUCAGUAUUUUGGAGUGUGAUACACUUCUAACCACUUUCUUAGAUCUCAUAGACACUUAAGGCUGGAAGGGAUCAGCCCCAAUGUCUGACACUUCAACUUUACAGUUGAAAUACUCAGUUCCAUACUCUUGGGUAUUUAAUGAAUUGUCUUCUGUUGGAAAUCAGGCACUUAAUUCUUGUACUAAACUGUUGUUAGCUGCAGUACUGGACUUCAAAUGUUUCUUUUAAUACUGAGAGAGAUUUAAGAUAUUGCAGUAAGCAAUAUAGAGAUGGUUGUAGGCUGAUAUUAGGACUUGACAACUUCUACUCUUGCUUAUUCAAUACCAGUCCCAAGAAACUAUACCUCCCCCACAGUUCUAACUUCAUCAGCCCAAGGCAGACUGCUAAUGGGGGCUGGACUUGACUUAACUUGUACAUUAAUCUGCUGAAUAUAAAAGGGGACAAAAAAAAGACUACAAAGGGAGUGCAAUGGAUUUUUUUAGACAAACAUUUCUAAUUACCUCUAGGACUUACGCAUUCUCCUACACAAGGCCUGAUGCCUCAUUGUUCCUAUUUUUGGAAGAGCAGGGUUAUAGACUCUGAUAUUAUCUUUCACAGAGCUGUCUUUGUACUAAGGGGCACUGUAAAAUAUCUUUGCUUGGGAACAUUCACUUAUUAAGAACCAGUAGGAAGGGAAGCAAAACAUAAACUAGAGGACAAGGCAUGUGACUUUCCUUUGUUAAAAACUCUAUGGAACAAUAAAACUGUAAACUUAA
Molecule: messenger RNA, 2169 nt
Organism: Alligator mississippiensis (American alligator)
Lineage: Eukaryota; Metazoa; Chordata; Crocodylia; Alligatoridae
Product: transcription cofactor HES-6
Exons: 4
Coding region: 75-668 (197 amino acids)
Biological process (GO): anterior/posterior pattern specification; regulation of transcription by RNA polymerase II; regulation of neurogenesis
Cellular component (GO): nucleus
Molecular function (GO): DNA-binding transcription factor activity, RNA polymerase II-specific; RNA polymerase II cis-regulatory region sequence-specific DNA binding; protein dimerization activity
Source: RefSeq, a predicted model, not a curated record